Messenger RNA from Penicillium taxi, 765 nucleotides. RefSeq lists its product as uncharacterized. Gene Ontology annotation, biological process: GPI anchor biosynthetic process. The record is from RefSeq and is a predicted model, not a curated record. The transcript has 2 exons. Gene Ontology annotation, molecular function: protein binding; mannosyltransferase activity. NCBI's taxonomy places the organism in Eukaryota, Fungi, Ascomycota, Eurotiomycetes, Eurotiales, Aspergillaceae. Bases 1 to 765 code for a protein of 254 amino acids. Gene Ontology annotation, cellular component: mannosyltransferase complex; endoplasmic reticulum membrane.
AUGCAAUAUUCUACUUUGAAUAUGCUACGAGUCUUACUCCCACUCUUUGCAUGCGCCGUACACGCAAAUGUAGAGAAAACAAUAUUUCUAGCACCGGAAGCUGCAAUUGUUCCAUCCGGAGAACCAGGACUGGAUGACUUAGGCCUGGAAAGGCUUUCACCAGAGAAUCCAGUGAUCAGAACCCGACUGAACACGUCAUUUCCAGUUGAAAACCUGGACAGUGACAGUGGCACAGAUUCAUGGUUUUUCCUAGAGAACCUAACUCCAGGGCAACGAUACGAAGUACGAGUUUGCUGGCCAGCAACACAACCCACAGCCUUCGAGCUAGAAACAUAUUCGCUUGCUCGGGCAUUCGAGAAUACAACGCUCUUAUCCGCGUUAAGUAUCUUCGGUAAGACGCGUCUUGCAUCACUUGAUGCCAAUCUACAGACAAAUGCAAUCCCUAGGCGUGCUAGUGGGCGCACCGAGGAUUCUGGUCCGAUGACAGACUCGGUCCUUUUUUUAAGGGUUCGCGCUGCAGCGGACUACUUUACUACGAAUGAGACGUUGAUGAAAACUCCUUCGCCUGUGUUGGUGGAUCUUAUCCUUGAUCCGUUCUUGUGGAAUGUGUUCCCUCGCUCGCUUGUACCGACUGCCGGAUGGAUUGUUGUUGUGGCCGUUGCCGCUGUUUUUGUUGCAAGGUGGGUAGCAGCCGAGCUUGGUAGGGUCAUUGAGGAUGCUAGACAGGCUCGGAAAGAAGAGGAAGAGGAUAAAAAGGAGCAAUAG